Molecule: messenger RNA, 201 nt
Organism: Staurois parvus
Lineage: Eukaryota; Metazoa; Chordata; Amphibia; Anura; Ranidae
Source: the annotation of a GenBank genome assembly
AAAGUGUCCGGACUGGAAGGGGGUGAAAGUGUCCGGACUGGAAGGGGGGGAAAGUGUCCUGGACUGGAAGGGGGGGGAAAGUGUCCGGACUGGAAAGGGGGGGAAAGUGUCUGGACUGGAAGGGUGGUAAAAGUGUCCAGACUGGAAGGGGGGGAAAGUGUGCGGUCUGGAAGGGGGGGAAAGUGUCCGGUCCUGGAAGUG